Molecule: messenger RNA, 1671 nt
Organism: Aureobasidium namibiae CBS 147.97
Lineage: Eukaryota; Fungi; Ascomycota; Dothideomycetes; Dothideales; Saccotheciaceae
Product: phosphoglycerate mutase-like protein
Exons: 2
Coding region: 1-1671 (556 amino acids)
Molecular function (GO): acid phosphatase activity
Source: RefSeq, a predicted model, not a curated record
AUGUAUCUGUCGAUUCUCUCUUCGGCCCUUGUACUGCUAGGUACAAGUGCUGGCACUCUGGCAAGCACUCAUAGUCAUUCCAAUCAAUCUCUCGUUUCAGACAUCAAUUUCAUCUCUCAGCAAUGGGGUCAGAUCAGUUCCUACUCUGAUAACCCUUUCGAUGCGUUUGGCGUCAAAGACGUCGGCCUACCUGCUGGUUGUCAGGUCGAGCAAGCCCACACCCUUCAGCGCCAUGCUCAGCGCUUCCCUACCAGCUAUGUCGACGACGGAAUCUUGACAGAGGACUUCGCCCAGAAGGUCGUCGACUUCAGAGCCAAUUCUUCCUCGUCCUUCUCUGGCCCCUUGUCUUUCCUCAACUCCUACAAGUACCAGAUGAACGAGAGCUAUCUUACCAGCAUUGGUGCUCGUACUGAGUUUGGCCUGGGUGUCGACUUCUGGAACAGAUAUGGUCGUAUCCUGUACAAUGCUUCUGCCGGUCAGGUCAGCUAUGACACUAACUUACCCAAUGGCACCGCGAGACCUAAGCCAGUUCUUCGUACGACAAGCCAGUCUCGUAUUCGUGAGAGUCAGAUCAACUGGGCUCUGGGCUUCUUUGGUCCUACCUACGAAACAGUCCCUGUGCCGAAACUGACCAACUACACCUCAGGUGAUUUCUUUGACCUUGUGAUUAUCCCAGAGGGCGGUACCGAGAACAACACUCUGGCUUCCUACGACUCGUGCUUUAACGAUUUCCUCACCGGUAUUGGCGACCUUGGUGACCAAGAUGUCUUUACCUACAUCCCAAGAUAUCUUCAGAGUGCAACCUCUCGCCUUCAGAAAUAUGUUCCUGCAGACUUCAAGCUGUCGACCAACAACACAUAUGCCAUGCAACUCCUCUGCGCCUACGAGCACGGCUUCCUCGGCAUGUCCGACUUCUGCGACUUCUUCACCGCAGACGAAUGGUACGGCUUUGAAAGCACUCUCGACAUAGCCUACUACUACGACUACGGCUACGGCAAUCCCACAGGAAGAGCCCAAGGAAUCGGCUAUGUCCAAGAACUCCUCGCUCGCCUGACCCACCAAUACAUCUUUGCUUCCAACAGCUCAGUCAACAGCAGCAUCACCAACAACUCCAGAGACUUCCCCUUGGACCGUCCUUUCUAUGCCGACUUCUCCCACGACGACAUUAUUGUUAGCGUCCUCACCGCAAUGUCUCUGGACUACUUUCGCGACCCUCCCAGUCUUACAGAGUACCCUCCCAACCCCGAUCGCCACUUUGUGCUGUCCAAAAUGACACCUUUCGGCGGCCACUUGGUCACCGAAGUCAUCGGAUGCGCUUCACCCAACCCCACCGCCGUGGCCAAAGACCGCGUACAAUACUACCCCGAGCAAUACGGCUACUCGCCAUCCAACGCCACGCACAAAUUCGUGCGCAUGCGUUUGAACAGCGGAAUCUUGCCCCUGGACACUCUGCGUGGAGGUGCCUGCAAAGGACGUACUGAUGGCCUGUGUGCAUUGGACAAGUUUGUCGCCAGCCAGAAUGCAUCGUAUGCGUUGAGCAACUACGACUAUGCCUGUUUCGGCAACUGGACUGUCGCCAACACUACCAAUGGACACGACUACGAUGGAACCGUGUAUCUUGGUCAGGCAGGCAUCCUGGAGAACACGCAGCCUCCUGCUAGCAGUGAUUAG